This is a messenger RNA of Scatophagus argus, 5208 nucleotides long. RefSeq names its product CCCTC-binding factor (zinc finger protein) (gene ctcf). Bases 786 to 3326 code for a protein of 846 amino acids. Gene Ontology annotation, cellular component: nucleus. NCBI's taxonomy places the organism in Eukaryota, Metazoa, Chordata, Actinopteri, Scatophagidae. Gene Ontology annotation, biological process: regulation of transcription by RNA polymerase II. The record is from RefSeq and is a predicted model, not a curated record. Gene Ontology annotation, molecular function: RNA polymerase II transcription regulatory region sequence-specific DNA binding; DNA-binding transcription factor activity, RNA polymerase II-specific. The transcript has 17 exons.
AGCAAAACUCAGAUCUCCGGCGGUAAUGGAAGCAGCCCUUCUAACAUUGAGAUAAAUGGGCUUCAAUGUAUUCCAACGGGGCGCCCCUCCUGGCCAAUCAGGGUGUCUGCAGCAGCUUCGACACCACCCCCCAGCGGCCGCACAGGCGCACUGAGCUUCCAACUGCCAUUUUGUGGCAGAGGCUACUCUGCUAAAGCGGGAGAAGGAUUAAAACAAAUAGCGAAGAAGCCUUCAUUUCUUACUAGCCUGUUAAACUUUGUAAUAUAGACUCUCUGCUUUCGACUAAGUUAAACGGGAAGGGAAACGCACUAAAAAGAGGUAAAGUAUCAGUACUUUUCUGAUAAGGGGGAGUUUGCAGGAUCUUUAAUCGGCCUCUAGGUGUCACGAUGGGGCUCAGGGUCCGGGCAGCUUGUCGGAGAGUGUUUGUCUCCCUCUAUCGUUAUUGAAAAAGUCGUCAAAAUACGUUUAAAUAACCGAAGUUCUGAUAAAUGUAUACACAUCCCGCUAUAUUUUACAUGUAUCAAUGAAAAUAUCAUCAAGUACAAGUUACGAGUACUUCGACGAUUUGGUGGGAGAGUUUAGGCCAAGGCGUCCAUUUUCUCUCUUCUUUGUUUCCCGUCUUCUAUGGUCUUUACAGCCUUGACGACAUGGAAACUGGCGGGUUUAACUUAUUGCUAACGUUAGCUUCUUUGCAUUAAUACAACGUUACGCCGAGGGUAACACAAAGAUUCCUCCACCCACGGUUUGCAGUCAGGUAGCUGCCAAAACCUCAGUUCCUACCUAGCAUGGACGGAGGGCCAACAGAGGGUGUAGGGGUGGUGGAGGUCCCUGCCAAAGACUUUCCCUCCAUCCAGGCCGUUCACAGUCAGGAUACUAUGGUGGCUGACCUCCUCCAGCAGGCUGCAGAGGCUGGGGGCGUGGUGGAGGGGCAAGCUGGAGUCGUGCUGGAACAAGGUCAUGGAGAAGGAUUGGUAGCAGCCACCCAGGCCCAGCAGCAGCUGAUGGAAGCUGGGGUGGGGGUUAGUGUGGAAGGUGGAGCAGGGGUUGAAAUGAUGGUUAUGGACUCGCUGGAUCCCACCCUGCUGCAGAUGAAGACUGAGGUGAUCGAUGCUGCAGUGGGGGGAUCAUCAGCGACAGUGGGAGUUGUUGGAGGAGUAGCAGGUGCUCCUCACCAAGCAACUGUGACAACAGUGGAUCAGACUCAAAUAAUCACACUACAGGUGGUAAACAUGGAGGAACAGGCAGCCCUGGGUCUGGGGGAGCUCCAGCUGGUUCAAGUGCCUGUUUCUGCCUCCACUGUGGAAGCUCUGCAGCAAGGCACCUUUGCAGACACCACUGCUAUGCCAAAGGAUGGUGACCCAGUCAUCUGCCACACCCUGCCACUACCUGAGGGCUUUCAGGUCGUUAAGGUUGGUGCUAACGGGGAGGUAGAGACGGUGGAACAGGAAGAAGAGGGAGGAGAAGCCCACCCUGAAGAGGAGGAAGAUGAAGAGGUGGGGAACCAGCUGCUGGAAGAAGGGGAGGAUGAACCCAUUCAGCCACCAAAUGAUGACCCAAACUGGUCUAAAGACCCAGACUAUCAGCCCCCAUCUGCAGCCAUCAAGAAGACCAAAAAGGGUAAAAAGAGUCGUCUGCGCUAUGCUGAAGGAGAUAAGGACAUGGAUGUAAGCGUCUAUGACUUUGAAGAGGAACAGCAGGAAGGCCUUCUGUCUGAGGUCAAUGCUGAGAAAGUGGUGGGCAACAUGAAACCACCUAAACCCACCAAGAUCAAGAAGAAAGGGGUGAAGAAGACGUUUCAGUGUGAACUGUGUAGCUACACAUGUCCUCGACGCUCCAACCUGGACAGACACAUGAAGAGCCACACUGAUGAGAGACCUCACAAAUGUCACCUGUGUGGAAGAGCCUUCAGGACUGUCACGCUGCUAAGAAACCAUCUCAAUACACACACAGGGACUCGUCCACACAAGUGCACAGACUGUGAUAUGGCGUUUGUGACUAGUGGAGAGCUGGUUCGUCAUCGCCGUUACAAACACACACACGAAAAACCCUUCAAAUGCUCCAUGUGUGACUAUGCCAGUGUGGAGGUGAGCAAACUAAAACGUCACAUUCGCUCCCACACCGGCGAGCGUCCAUUCCAGUGCAGUCUCUGCAGCUAUGCCAGCAGAGACACAUACAAGCUGAAGAGACACAUGAGGACACACUCAGGAGAGAAACCUUAUGAGUGUUACAUCUGCCAUGCCCGAUUCACCCAGAGUGGAACCAUGAAGAUGCACAUUCUGCAGAAACACACAGAGAAUGUGGCCAAAUUCCACUGUCCACACUGCGACACAGUCAUAGCACGCAAAAGUGACCUGGGUGUCCAUCUUCGUAAACAGCACUCGUUUAUUGAGACUGGAAAGAAGUGUCGUUACUGCGAUGCUGUGUUCCAUGAACGCUACGCUCUGAUCCAGCAUCAGAAGUCGCAUAAGAAUGAGAAGAGGUUCAAAUGUGACAUGUGUGACUACUGCUGCCGCCAGGAGCGCCACAUGGUGAUGCAUCGCCGAACCCACACUGGAGAGAAACCAUAUGCCUGCAGCCAGUGUGAAAAGACAUUCAGACAGAAGCAGCUGCUGGAUAUGCACUUCAAACGCUACCAUGACCCCAACUUUGUCCCCACUGCCUUUGUCUGCCCUAAAUGUAGCAAGACCUUCACUCGCAGGAACACCAUGGCUCGACACGCUGAGAACUGCGGUGGUGAGGUGGAGGAUGCUGAGAAUGGAGCUCCAGCCCCGAAGAAAGGCAGGAGAGGAAGAAAGAGGAAGAUGAGGAGCAGGAGAGAUGAGGACGACAGCGAGGACGAUCAUGCUGAACCUGAUGAGGAGGACGAGGUCGAGGGUGAGGAAGAAUCAUCACUGUUACAGGAAGAAGAGGAGGCAGAAAGCAUGGAACUAGACCAGGCUCCUGCCGCCAUCCCGGUACCGGCUCCCGAUGAGCCACCAGUCAAGAGGAAACGAGGCCGACCUCCAAAGAACGCCCCCAAGCCUGCAACACCCAGCAAGUCAGUCCGGGUGGCUGCCAAGGCGACUGCUUCUGCUGCUGCCAUUAUUCAGGUGGAGGAUGAGAGCACUGGAGCAGUGGAGAACAUUAUAGUGAAGAAGGAGGAUGGUGACGCCUCUGCAGCGACAAGCCUGGAGCAGGGAGUGGCCCUGACUGUGGAGGGGGUGGGGCUUGAUGGGGAAGGGGUGGAGACUGUUGAGCUGGCUGUGAACGAGGAAACAGCGGCUGCUGCUGCUGCUGCCAACGGAGAUCUGACACCGGAGAUGAUCCUCAGCAUGAUGGACCGGUGAACGUGACACAUGUAGCCUGACUAUGAAUAAAAUUGGCAAAUACACAUUAGCCACAUCCAUGUCCUUGGCCUUCCCAUGUUGGCAGCCAUUUUGCCUCUGCCGAAGUUGCUGCAAGAAAUGUUGGCAGCAAAAACAACAAAGAAGAGAAUCUGCAUGUAAAUACUUCCACACAGUAACUUCACAUCCAUAUACAUCAACCUGCACAUUGGUGUUUGUAGGACACACACGCACACACACACUUAAAUACGAUAUACCAGAUCCCACUACGCAUAUUCUCACUCAUACAUCAUAUACAGAUAUCGUCCAGGCUAAUCUCAGACUGCUCUUCAGUGCUUUUGGUUUUUUUGGGCUUUUUUUUCAGUUUGAAUGUCUUCUUGAUGAAUUAUUGUGUGUUGCUACUUGUUUCUACCCAAAGCCACAUCCUGUCAGUCUCUACCCACACACACUGCAGUUAAUGUUCAGCUCCUCUUUACGUUUGCUCUGCCAAAAGGAGACAUUAUGUGAUCUAUUUUCACUUUUCACUUUGAUGUUCUGCUUGCUGUUCUUAAAACUAUGCUGAUUUUGCAAAUUCCGAACCUUUGUAUGUGUGUAUAUAUAGAUAUAAAUGUAGUUUUUUUCCAUGAAACAUAGUAUAUGGUACUUAAGUUUGCCUCUGAGAUACCACUUGCCCUCAGUCAUACGAUCUGUAAAUGUUCUGAUUUUCCUGCUUGGUCUGUGUAAACACAUGGUCCAUGUUGUGGCGUUAUUAGUUUACUGUCUGUACAAGGAGGCUUUUGUUAUAGGAUCUAAUGAAAAAGGAUUCUUUAUACAUGAGCAAAUGGGCUGAGGAAGAUACAGUCAUCUGGUUUUCAGCUUUCUAGUUCACGUUGUCAUCACCCAACCUUGUUCAAAUGGAAACAAGCCCUCAGUCAGCUGAUGCUGCCGAUUUAAGUUUUUUUUUCUUUCUCAUUACCUGUCAUUGAUGGAAGGUUUGUUGCUCUUCCCUCCUGUUCCACAGUCUGCAGGAGGAAGUAGAUAAUUUGCCAUCACAUCAACUGAACGACGCUUGCCUUCCUGAUUUAUUUGGUAAAAUCUUGUACUAUAGUUGUGAUUUUAAACAUUCCAAAGUCUUAAAUUAACAUGGAAUUAUGUUGAUAAAUUCGAAUCAUCUCACCUGAAGUAAACAGCAGUAUCAGACAUUUUUUUGCAAGGUAAUACUGACCUUUCUUUAUUUUUUCUUUAAGUGGGAUCAUUUUGUAGUUAAUACUGUACUUGGAAAAGUUACUGAAGACCAGAUUGUCGAUCAGUGUGUCAGUUGGACCUCCCUGCCUCCAUGCAGCCAUCACAUACAUAAUCAAUGGUCAACUGAGGCAGGUGCUUUGAAUGUAAUCCAUUUUAAACACUUUGCCUUUUGUGGACCUUUUUAAUGGUUUUAAACAGCUCUUUUGAAGAUGUGUUGGUUUAAAGGGACAACAAAGUUUUCAUUUAUUUGAUAAACAUGCCUGGUACUCCAUUUCCUAAGUCUGUAAAGGUAAUUUGCAAAAUAACCUUGCCAUCAUGCUUUCCUUUCACAGAUGAGUUCCUCUCAGCCGACUGCAUUAAAUUCUGAACCACUAUGAUUUUUCUGUCUAUAUCUUGCUGCUCAUAGCCAUGUUGUAUCUGUUUUGAUACUGUUUUACACAUUUUAUUUCUGUCCAUUUUGUAAUUGCCACUGCAUUUCUUUGUGCUUUGGCCCAGUUCAGUAGUAUGAAAGAAGCUUUGUGUCAUUCUUUUCCCCUUUGACCCAAAGGUGAGAGGGUGUAAAGGUUUUUGAGUGUCAGCUGAAAGACAGAACUGUUUGGCACCCAUCAACAGAUUUGUACCGAAUGAAGUCCAAUGAGUAAAUUGUAUGUAAUGACAAAAA